Molecule: messenger RNA, 2811 nt
Organism: Fusarium keratoplasticum
Lineage: Eukaryota; Fungi; Ascomycota; Sordariomycetes; Hypocreales; Nectriaceae
Product: CUE domain-containing protein
Exons: 3
Coding region: 1-2811 (936 amino acids)
Cellular component (GO): nucleus; cytoplasm
Molecular function (GO): ubiquitin binding
Source: RefSeq, a predicted model, not a curated record
AUGUCCGAAGUGACUUCACGGACGUCCGCCUCGCGCGGCAGAGGCUCCGGCCGUGGUGGUAGAGGAGGUUUCGCCGGUCGAGGCGGCCGUAGACCCAAUGGCGACAAGGCCGACCACAAAGCCGACGACUCGCUGGCUGCAUUUGAAGACGAAGGCGACUUUGGCGAGCUUCGAAAGCAAUAUGGCGACAAGACAUCGGUAAUCCGCGAGAUGUUCCCUGACUGGUCCGAGGCCGAUGUCCUAUUCGCCCUCCAGGAGACCAACGGCGACGAGAACGAAGCCGUCACUCGCAUCGCUGAGGGUACCAUUUCGCAAUGGGGCGAGGUCUCAAAGCCCAAGAAGGCUUCCCGAGCCAAGGCCAAGGAGCAAGCUCCUGCGCCUUCGAACGACGCGACGUCUACCGGUCCUCGAGCCGCCCGCGGCGGUCGUGCUGUAUCUGAGGGACGCGGCCGAGGUCGAGCUACGGAUCGAGGGGGUCGCAGCACUCGCGGCCGAUCUGCCCAUGCUGCUCCUACCAACGGCGCCCGAACCAAGGAGAACCAGCAAUUGUCUAUCCCCACAGAGGAGUCAUCUGCUUGGGGCAGUAACGAACCCAAGGGUGAUGUCCCAGAGGAGAAGGAAGUUCUGUCUGAGAAGCCCACACCCUCUGCGAAUGUCGAGGCCCCGAAGCCUGCCGCUCCUCCGGUCAAGACAUGGGCGAGCAUGUUGCGACAGUCGACCGUUCCCAAGGCCCCGCCCAAGCCAAAGGAAGCUCCUGCACCUAAGCCCGCCCCCGAACCUAUUGAACCUGAAUCUGUUCCCGAACCUGUCGAACCCGAGCCUGAGCCUGAGGUCGCCCCCGAACCCGAGCCCGCACCUGCCCCUGCUGUUGCCGAGCCUGACGAAACCACCCCCGUUGCCGAUACCGUUCCUCCCUCCGAAGUUCCUCACGUCGUAGAGCCCGAGGUGGCUCUACCCCCCUCCAAGGACGAGCUCACCGAAACAAAUCUUGAACAGGUUGUUGACGACUCUAAGCCACCUCCAACUGGUACCGCCGCAAGCACCGCCGCUGACUCUUGGGACCCUCGACAGAACCCUGCCAGUGUUACUGCUACACCUCUCUCGGCUGCUCAACAGCAGCAUAUUCCCCCUCGACCUGAUGCCAGCGGUUUUGCCGCCACUGCCGCCAAGGCCACCGCUGAACGAACCACCCGUACUCCUAGCCAUCAUCAUCACCACCAACGACGUGUGCUUGACCAGGAGGAAGCUGUGCGCAUGCCUGGCAACCGUGAGGUUGACCGCGCCGCUGUCCAAUUUGGAGCUUUCAACUUGGCCGAUGCCGAUGAAGACAUUGAUGGCGACCGAGAGGAGCCCGAGACUCGGGCUCAACCCCCCGCCGAUUCCCCUGUUGCUCACCCUCGCACCUCCCUUCCUCCUGCUACUCAGGCUGCUGUCCCCGAAGCUUUCGCUCAGAAGCCUGCUUCUACUGUCACCCCCAUUGCCGCCCCGACUGCACCCGCUUCGCAGACUCAGGCUCCGGCUCAGGCCCAGGUACCUGGCCAGGCCCCCGCCGCUAACGCCCAGCAGUUCGGUCGCUUCGGUCAGGCCGGUGCUCAAGAGGCCGCCGCAGCUCCUCAGAAGCCUCUGGAUCCUUUCAACCAGCAGAGCACCCCUUCUUCUCAGCCUCCAUUCGACAACUUCCCCACGCAGACCUCUCAGCCCCAGCAGCCUGGUGGCGCCUUCAGCUCUGCGCCCAGCGACUACGGCUCAUACUACACUGCCAACCAACCCGAUCGCAAUGCUACCUACGCGUAUUACAACCAGCAAUUUGGCCAGCAAGGACAGGGACAGCAGGAUGCCACUGCCUCCCAACAGCGACCUUUUGCCGGCUACGGAGCAUCACAGGCGGAUAACCUCAGCCAGUAUCCUCAGAGCGGCGCGCUGCACAACCAGCCCCGAUUUGGCGGAAGUGCGGCCGAUGCCCAGAACAGCGGCAACAGCACCCCUAACCCUACGACCCAGGCUCAGCAACAGCAGCAGCCUCAGCAGCCUGCUCAACAGCAGCCUGCCCAGGGAUCGCAGCCACAGUCACACGGCCAGCAGUAUCCCGGCUACAACCAUCCCUAUUACAACAGCCCUUAUUACCACCAGUACUACUCUGGAUAUGGUCAGGGCGGAUUCGGCCCCUAUGGAAAGAGUGGCAUGUAUGGACAGCCGUACGGCAUGUCGCCUAAUGCGCCUUAUGACCACACGUCGUCCCCUGCUGGAUUCGGCCAGUCUUCUCUGCACCGCGAUAGCGGCCUGGGUUCUGGUCUUGGUGACUACGGCCGUGUUGCUACCAGCCAGGCUGGCAGCCAGCCCGGUCUCGGAGGAAGCGCAUUUGGUAGUGUCCACGACAGCUUCGGACGCAGCGCCUCUUCGUUCCAGUCUCAGGGACAGUCGUUCAACAGCCAGACACAGCCUGGCAACGCUGGUUCGACUGAUGAGCUGAAGCCGUUUGGCGAGACCAAGACGGCUGCAGGCCCAUCCCCAUCGCUUGGCGGAGCUCGCCCCGGAUCGGCCACCAAUGCCCCGGCCGCUCAGGCCGGUCUCCCCCCGCCCCAGAACUCGCAGAUGGGCGGUUACGGUGCUGGAUACCCCAGCCACCUCCAAGGUCAUGGCCUGCACGGCAGCAACGCGUACGGUAUGGGCGGUAACGCGGGUGCCAGCCAGCAGCAUGGUAACAGCCCCUACGGAUCUUACGGCCAGGGCUUCGGCAGCGGCUACUACGGCGGUGGCCAGCAACAGCAGCAGCAGCAACAGCAGCGCGGCUGGGGUGGUAACUACCACUAG